Messenger RNA from Prorocentrum cordatum, 700 nucleotides. The record is from the annotation of a GenBank genome assembly. NCBI's taxonomy places the organism in Eukaryota, Dinophyceae, Prorocentrales, Prorocentraceae.
AUGGGCCGGCGAGGCUGGCGCGCCGCCGCCCGGGGCGCCUGCGCCGCUCCCCCGCGGGCCUGCCGGCGAGCGGCUCGGGGCGGCGAGGUGGGACGACGCCGCCGUCGCGGCCAGCCGCGCCACCAUGGAGAGGCACGCCGCGGAGGCGCCGUGGCACCCGACGGUGCUGCUGUACGACGCCUCCAGCGAGCCCCCGCCGCUCCCCGCCGCACCGCGGAGGCCCCGGCCGGCCUUCCAGACGCCCCUCAACUCGCGCGUCGCGUGCCCCAUCAGCAACAGGCACUUCGAGGGGCACUUCCUCUUCUUGCACAGGACCCCGGAGGGGGCGCCCGAGGGGCUCGAGAACCCCUACGAGCACCAGUUCACCGGGAAGACCCGGCGCUGGCAGGCCCGGGUGCAGGGCAGGUUCCGGACCAUGCCGACGGGCAAGCUCUGGACGGGCUGCGUGCUCGAGGACUUCGACUACUCGGCGGGCUACUCCAUGCUGGCCACGGUGUUCCAGGCCGCCUUCGUGCCGCUGCUGGAAGUGGUGGUCGGGGAGCGCUUCUACUUCGCGUGGGGCUCGCGCGGCCAGGAGGCCGAGAGCGAGGACGCGGAGUUGGCGACCAUCGUCACCAACCCGGCAGGCUUCGACCAGGUGAUCGUGACGCCCGCUGGAGAGACUCCUCCCGGCCUCGACUCGGACAUCAGCGAGCUAGGC